AUGUGGCAUGACGCCUCCUACUUUCAUGAAUUGCAGCAAAUCCUGUCCAAAGCUGGAUACACAUCCUACAGUAUGCAGUUUCCUUGCUGCCAGGACAACGCUUGCUACCAGGAGGCUAGGAGGAUCACAAAGGAAUUGGUGGCGGAUUUGGAAGAAACACUACAACAACAAGUCGAGCAACCACAAUUUGUCAUUUUGGGCCACAGUCAGGGUGGAUUAAUCACCCAAAGUGCCCUACAGAACUCUACUGUGAUUUCUGAGAGGGCCAGAGGAGCUGUUUUGCUGGGAACAUAUCCCUUGGGAAUGACUCCUCCUUUGGGGGCUCUACUGAAAGAACCUCGCAACAUGUACAACGACUUUGGUUAUCUUUGGAUCUGCCUGUUUGGCAAACUCAUGAACACGCGAUAUACCAAACACAUUUUUCUCAUGCCCACAGCAGAUGAAACACAACCCAAGUUGAAAUCGUACAUUGCUGGUCUAUUGAAAGCUCCCUCGGAUGGCUUGGUCACCAUGUCGCAUUUUCCACAGGCGCCAACAGCAAGCUUGCCCCUCCCAACUUUGGUGCUGGGAGCAGAGCAAGAUUGCAUUUACCCCCCUCAUCUCUUGACUGAUGCCUUCCAGGAAAGAUUCCCUAAUAGCAAGCAAGUUAUUGCCAGAGAUCAAGCACAUUGCUUUGUGGAUCCUGGCUGGGAAACAGCCAUGGCAGAACCCUUGUUUGCCUGGUUGGAUGAAUUGCUGCAGAAGAAGGAAAAGUAA
Messenger RNA from Seminavis robusta, 756 nucleotides. The record is from the annotation of a GenBank genome assembly. Lineage: Eukaryota; Bacillariophyta; Bacillariophyceae; Naviculales; Naviculaceae.